ACUUCUUCUGUUUGUAUAUUGAAAAUUUAUCAUUGCCUUUUCUCCAUAAAUGAGAGACACACUAAACAAAUUAGCCAAACGAGCUAGAAGCUUAGCUAAUACAGAGAUAGAAAGAGGAAGAGAAAAUAUGGGUGUAAAAGCUAUUUUAGAAGAUAUUUUGCCAUGCACAGCCAUGGUUUUAAUAGAAAUUUGCACUAUUUUCUUGACAAUUAUGGCGAGUACAACCAUGUCAAGAUUAGGGAUGAGCUCUUUUGUUUUUGUGGUUUACACCAACGCUCUUAGCUCUAUCAUUCUUCUUCCUUAUUCAUUUCUCUACCAUAGAAGAGACAAGAUACAAGCGCCAUUGUUUACUUUUCCCCUACUUCUUCAUGUAUCCCUCCUUGGUUUUGUAGGGGUAACAAUAGCUCAGAAUCUUGCAUUUGCGGGACUAAGUUACAGUUCACCAAUAGUAGCAUGUGGCAUGGCCAACCAGAUACCAGCCUUUACUUUUAUUCUCGCCAUAUUCCUCAGGAAAAUAAAAGUUGAUUUGAAGAGCCAAGGAAGCCAAGCUAGAAUAAUUGGAAGCCUAAUAUCAAUAAUGGGGGCAUUAUCAAUUACUUAUUACAAAGGUCCUGUGGUGAAGCAAUACUCCCCAUUUUUCCUUCAGCUAGCCAGGCCACGCCUCCUUGCUGUAUUCACUUCAACACAUGAGAACUGGCUUCUUGGCUGCUUUUUAUUUGCAGCUGCUUCAUUUGCUCUUUGCAUUUGGAAUAUUAUUCAGGCUGGAACUAUGAGAAAGCACCCACAGGUGAUGAAAAUAGUGUUUCUCUAUACUUUAUUUGGGACGAUCCAAUCUGCAAUACUUGCUCUACUUAUGGAAAAAGAUUUGAGAGUAUGGAGACUUGAGCUUAACAUGGAACUUCUUGUUAUUGUUUUAACUGCUAUUUUCGGCAGUUUAAUACGUAGCAGUGUACAAAUGUGGUGCAUGCGUUUGAAAGGAGCUUCUUUUCCUCUAUUCUUCAAGCCAGUGGGAGUGCCAACAGCUAGCACUUGUGGCUGUUUACUUUUUGCCGAAACCUUUCACUAUGGAAGGCAAGUUUUAUCGUCUUUUUUUCCCCUAAGAUUUGAGUUAUAUAUUGACGGUGUAAAAAAUAAUAAAUUUCAGACUAUUACUAUAAUUUAACUUGGUAUAUAUAACAUUUGAGUUACCAUUUAUUUAGAUUAUCAAUAUCGAAUGCUUAUUAUAUAGAGUUGGUUGCAAUU
Nicotiana attenuata is the source of this 1242-nucleotide messenger RNA. RefSeq names its product WAT1-related protein At1g70260-like. The record is from RefSeq and is a predicted model, not a curated record. The transcript has 6 exons. NCBI's taxonomy places the organism in Eukaryota, Viridiplantae, Streptophyta, Magnoliopsida, Solanales, Solanaceae. The coding region runs from base 50 to 1162 and encodes 370 amino acids. Gene Ontology annotation, cellular component: plasma membrane. Gene Ontology annotation, molecular function: transmembrane transporter activity.